Molecule: messenger RNA, 3040 nt
Organism: Paramacrobiotus metropolitanus
Lineage: Eukaryota; Metazoa; Tardigrada; Eutardigrada; Parachela; Macrobiotidae
Exons: 3
Coding region: 1813-2742 (309 amino acids)
Biological process (GO): protein ubiquitination; ubiquitin-dependent protein catabolic process
Molecular function (GO): ubiquitin protein ligase activity
Source: RefSeq, a predicted model, not a curated record
AUUCUGCAGUUGUCAGCAGUACAGUUACUGUUUGACUUUUUGUUUGGUAAAAAGUUCACAGUUGGGAUUAGAGUCGAUCAUCCGAAAGUAAUUUGGAUGAUAGAAAAUGUGUUUAUUUGAUCAUGGGCAAGAACCAUGUUGUUUCGGUUCUUGUGAUCUGGUUCUGAUUGACUGUGUUUGGUUGUUCGACUGCAAGUGCAAACUUGCAGUGGGGGUAAUUGCCAGUAAUUAGUGGAAAUUAAAUAUCCACUUUUUGAUGCUUUGUAGAUGCCGAUGAAUGAACGGUAUUAAUUAUCCGUUCAGAUCUGUGUUUUUGAUUGAUUGGCUGUGGCCCGCUUAUCAGAAUUCUUGCUGUUUCUGAUGUAUUUGGCCUGUUCGAUUUUGGAUUCUCGAGCUCUUCGGAGGGAGAGGAUGGAUGAAAACCUCACCUGGAUACGAAACGUUUGGAUGGAUGGACGAUGAAACUGGACGCGCGUGGUGGAACGAGGAACUUUGGAGGACUUGGACGGAACACCAACUUCAUCAACUUGGACCUCCAUUGGAACCCCCGUCACACCCCGGAGUCCACGCGCGAAUGAUGAAACGGAUCCCCCAGGAUUACGGUACUUUCCUGGAUUUCGAGUUUUCUUUGAUUUUGUUGUUUGUUUGUUUGCUUUGAUUAACGCGGACGUUAAUUCUGUAGCAGUGGGGGUAACGCGCUAUGCGUAGUUUGCGCGUAUUACGUACGUGUUAUGACGUACGUGUUGUCUGUUCCGUUACGUACGACGUGCUGUUCUUAUCUAACGCAUUUGGAUCGCUAAUUGCAUCCACGAUUCUGGUUUAACUAAUCAGUCUGAAGUUUCUAACUUCUAUUAAAUCUGUGAGCUUGUUUCUAGCUGAAAGGUCGUGUGACUCUAGGUUAGAAGGAAGUUCAUAUCUCGUUCUGUUCUGUUCUGUUUGUUCGUUCGUUCAGUUUGGUGAUUAAACAUUUGGGAAGUUCCUGAGUGUUUGGGUUUCGGUAACUUUCGUUAGGCACAGCAAUCCGCUCGUACCUAGCGGAAGUAGGCAGUAGUACUUACGGAGUCCAGAGCAUAUUCCCACUCUACCGACUGAACAUUUCUGGGCCUAAAUUCUGGCGUUUUUAUGUGGCUGGCGUUACGGAAUGGAGUGAUUGGUUUAAGCCCUCGCCCUCUAUCCCACCGGACGCAAACUACGCACUACGGACUUAACUAGUGCUAACAAGAACCACUUUGGUACAUUGCGCAUUGUCAAGAUAUUGAGAUUUUUCACUUCGCGAAUGCAUAAAAAUGUACGGCAAAUAUAUUUCUUUUAUAUUCAACUGAUGGCGUACUAGGUGUUUAAUAUAAAGGUUUCGUAAAAUGUUCGCCAUAACUUUGCUCCUACUUGACUACAACGCCUCAGAUUGUCUGCUACUGGGUUGGUUUGGCUCAAGCCAUGUUUACCCAGUAAGCGCUAUGGCCAAGUUCGCUGUUAAUUGCCGCACUUUAGCCACGCCCGACCCUUUAGCCCCGCCCCAACGCGUUAAACCAAUUACUCCAUACGGACCUUGUAAAGUUAUAAUUAUAAUUUAACGGGAUUUAGUUUUCAGUCAUUUCACUUCAUAGAGUUAACUUUUAUCCUGAGUUUAAUAACUUUUAAAAUUUUAUAUUCUUGCAACUGGUUCAUCCUUGGAGACUAUAAUUAUUUGCGUACUGCAUCCUAAAGAGUAAAGACCUGCUCACCUAUCAGACCAGUAUGCUUUGCCAGACCGAUUUCACUGGAAAAUCCUGAGCACGAUUACUGUAUGAGCAACUCUGCAACUGAGCACCAAAAAUGGCUUUCUCCGAGAUCCUCACGGUCCUCUGGGAGUCGACCGUCUUUGUUGGCAACCUCAUCUUCCACUCCGUUGUCGCCCUCUCCGUCAUCCUGCUCACCGUGGGCAAAUUCCUCGUCAAUCUCUGCCUGGUCUCCGCCGAAUACAUCAUCGCUUCCCUCUGGGUGUUGGGACUCUUCCUGUACAACUGUCUUCCCUAUAUCGUAGACUUUGUGCAAAACUUUGCCGUCUUCCUCUACGAGGCGUGGAUAUAUGCAUGCAAUACCCUCAUGGACUUCGUUCUCUCGGUGUGGCAAUCCCCCCUGUUGCAUCACACGCGGGACGCGUUCAUCUGGGGCCUGGAGGCGGGGGUGGGGGCUGUGUUGCAGCAUCCCCUGGAAUGCGGCCGAGUGGCGGCGGGGGUGGUGUUUAUUUUUCUGGUCUUGAAGUACCGUCAGGAUUUGGUUGGCGUGGUGCAGCAGGGAAGGCAGGCCUGCGUGAAGAAGGUGGAGACGGGACGGAUGAGGGUGGCGGAGGGUGGACGCAGACUGAAGGACUGGGUGAUGCGACCCUUCCGGGCGGUCGCCAGGAUCCCUGCCAAAACGUCAGCUGCUGCAGGAGCGCUGGGACAGAAAAUCAAAGCCUCCGGUUCCGCGGUGAGUUUCCCGUCGCUGCGCGCAUUAUAUACCAGCGAGCAGCCGCAUCCCGAGGAGAGCGUCGAUGCACUGCGCUCGAACAUCCGCAAACUGAAGGAGCGGCUGGAGGAGGAACGCGACGGCAAGCUGUGCGUGGUGUGCCAUGAUAAUCUGCGCAACAUCGUCAGCAUCCCGUGUCGGCAUUUUGCACUGUGCGAAGACUGCAUCAACAUGCUGCCCACCAAUAUUUUUCACAACAAACUCUGCCCUGUCUGCCGGAAGCAGAUUCAAGAGCUCAUUAAGAUUUUCGUGUAAAUCGGAUUGGUAUCGCCGUAUGAUUAAUCAAACUUGGGUAUGAUCUCGUGCUUCUUUGCUUUCGUUGGUUCACUUGGUUGUUGCAGUGUGUUUGACAGGUAUUUUCGUUUUUUUUGCUCCUUAUUGAUCAUGGGUUGAUUUUUACCGUGUUAAGUUGUUUUGUGGUUGUGGAUGCUUGUACUUCCGAUCGUUCAGCUUCCGUUAUCGAACAGUAUUCUGACUACUAUUCUCCAUUUGAUCCACUUCAUUGUACAGUAAAUAGAAUUUUGUCCUGUUCAGAUAAAAAAGAGCUACACAA